Fopius arisanus is the source of this 829-nucleotide messenger RNA. RefSeq lists its product as uncharacterized. The record is from RefSeq and is a predicted model, not a curated record. Lineage: Eukaryota; Metazoa; Arthropoda; Insecta; Hymenoptera; Braconidae. Bases 102 to 770 code for a protein of 222 amino acids. The transcript has 4 exons.
UCCAGCUAACCCCGUUUAGUCAACAUUUUUAGAAUUUGAAAGGGAAUAAUUUGGAAAUAUCAGAGCGAAAAUUCUUCUAUGCUUCAUUCAAAAUACUCAAAAUGGACGCAGUAAAAGACUGCAUUGAGUGCAUCAAUACUCACUGGAUAGCGAUGGUCAGUGCUGGAAUGUACGUGCACAUCAGGCAAAUUUGUAUAAUAGGAUUGUGUUUCGAGAAUGAAAAUCUUCUGCCCUUUCAACCGACCUACACUUCUCUCUUUUUCACCUUCUCCGUGCUGUCAUUACUCGCUGAGUUCAAACCCUGGCCCUCAUCCCUCAAGGAACCACCAGUGCUAUUGUUGUAUAUUUAUGAAAUGCUUGUAGCAGCAUUAGUGACAAAUUUAUCAACACGCGCGAUUUGGAUGCCCAUAAUAAGUUCACUCUGGUGUCUUACUCAAGAAUCCAGUAAAUUUCUCUACUGGGUGAAUUCUCAGGCGAGUCUGGACAGCGAUUCACCUGUAACUCAAGCCGCUAAUUACCUGACGCAAGAAGAUGCAGUGACUCACAUGAGCCUCUGCAUGUCAAUCUUAUCAUUUGUGUGGAUGUUAGAUGCCACUGAGUCCCUCGAUGCUAUCCUGGAGAUCUGGGCCAAAGUGGAGACUAAGGUAUCCAGGCUGUUCAGAAAAUGCCUGAGAAAACGGAGGAUUGGAUUUGAGGAGCCUGAAGUCACCGAUUGGUUCUUCUAUGAUGCUGCACCACACUCUAUAUCGCAAUCAUCUACGGACUCAUAAAAUUUUCCCCUUCGAUAUUCAACAAAAUCUCAUGUAGACGCACGCCUGCAUUUUUUAAC